AUGUCCGGUGGAGCUAUGAGCUGCUCUUGGUCGGUAAUGGCGUCACUGUGCCCUCUCCACAUCUUAUCGGCCGCCCCACUUCAACCCUCACCCCGUCGACUCCAUCUAUCCACCACGAGGAAUUCCAUCACCAUCAUCGCCAUCACCGUUUUCUGCAUCAAGUACGUUGUAGUCUCGAGGCCAUCAUUUAAACUCGCUGGUUAUCGCAGUAGACCAAACAGGGACUUCAAACAAACAGGGACUACAAGCUCAGUUGCGGCUCUAUCAGCCACACGAUAUGUGCUCUUGACUGAUAUGCAGCAAUCGCAAUGGACGCUCCGAUCUCUUCAGGGGCCUCGUGGUUUAUAUCCCUCCUCUCCUUGGUUGCCAUCCGUACACUCGCAGCACCUGCACCAAUCCUGCAUGUCAAAAUGUUUCACGCCGUCAUACGCUCCUGUCAUCGCUUGUUUGCUACCAUCCUUGUCCUUUCUCGUUGACUGUCUGUCUAAGAGACAUGUCAUUCCUCUUCACAUGAUAUUUUUUGCUUCUUAG
This is a messenger RNA of Ascochyta rabiei, 531 nucleotides long. RefSeq lists its product as uncharacterized. NCBI's taxonomy places the organism in Eukaryota, Fungi, Ascomycota, Dothideomycetes, Pleosporales, Didymellaceae. The transcript has a single exon. The record is from RefSeq and is a predicted model, not a curated record. Bases 1 to 531 code for a protein of 176 amino acids.